AUGGCUGCGCGCGGGACUCCGCCCUCCGCUCCCGGCUGAGGCGCUCGGCGGCGGCGGCGGCGGCGGCGGCCCGGGGCAGCGGCGGCAAUGGCCGAGCUGGAGCACUUGGGCGGGAAGCGGGCUGAGUCGGCGCGGGCGCGGCGGGCCGAGCAGCUGCGGCGCUGGCGGGGCUCGCCGACUGAGCAGGAGCCCGCUGACCGGCCGGGCGCGGGGCCGCAGGCUCGGCGCGGGGGCCCGCGGGUCCGCUUCGAGGACGGCGCUGUGUUCCUGGCCGCCUGCUCCAGCGGGGACACCGACGAAGUGAGGCGGCUCCUGGCCCGGGGCGCCGACGUGGACACGGCCAACGUGGACGGCCUGACCGCGCUGCACCAGGCCUGCAUCGACGAGAACCUGGAUGUGGUGAAGUUUCUGGUGGAGAACGGAGCCAGCGUCAACCAGCAGGACAACGAGGGCUGGACGCCCCUGCACGCGGCAGCGUCCUGUGGCUACCUCAACAUAGCAGAGUAUUUCAUUAACCAUGGAGCCUGCGUGGGCAUCGUCAACAACGAAGGCGAAGUCCCCUCUGACCUUGCGGAAGAGCCUGCCAUGAAGGACCUUCUUCUGGAGCAGGUGAAGAAGCAAGGGCUGGACCUCGAGCAGGCGCGGCGGCAGGAGGAACAGCAGAUGCUGCAGGACGCCCGCCAGUGGCUCAACAGCGGCAGGAUCGCCGACGUGAGGCAGGCGCGCUCGGGGGCCACUGCCCUGCACGUGGCUGCGGCCAAGGGCUACUCCGAGGUCCUCAGACUUUUGAUUCAGGCUGGCUAUGAGCUCAAUGUCCAGGACCACGACGGCUGGACCCCUCUGCACGCGGCUGCGCACUGGGGCGUGAAGGAGGCCUGCUCCAUCCUGGCAGAGGCCCUCUGCGACAUGGAUGUCAGGAGCAAGCUGGGCCAGACGCCGUUCGACGUGGCUGACGAGGGCCUGGCGGAGCACCUGGAGGCGCUGCAGAAGAGGCAGGGCGUGCUUCGAAGUGAAAAAGAGACACGGGAUAAGCUCAUCGAAUCAGACCUGAACAGCGAGCUGCACAGUAGACUCUUCAAGAACAAAGAGAAGAUGCUCUGUGAGGAGGAGACGCCCAAGUCCCAGCGAGCAGAGGAGGAGAGCAAAGAGUCCAGCAGCUCCAGCUCCGAGGAGGAUGAGGGGGAGGACGAGGCCUCGGAGUCAGAGGCCGAGAAGGAGGCGGGGGACCCUGAGGCCGUCCGUCCGCAGAGCAUGGGGGGCCGCCGCGUGUCAGAAGGUGGCGGGCCGGGCGCCGUCCCCAGCCGUCCCAGCUCUGACUGCAGGAGCAGCGUCGCGGAGCGGACCCCCGCAGCGCCGCAGAGCGCCGUCCCCGCCUCUGCAGCCAGGAGACCCUCCAGCCUCUUCAGCAAGCCGGAAGAGACCAGGGACGAGUCUCCAUGUUCGUGGAGGCUGGGCCUCAGGAAGACCGGCAGCCAGAAUGUGCUGAGUGAGGCCGCCGGGGCCAGGGAGGCCCUGCGGGACCGGGGCGCGUCUGUCCACCGCUCGGCCUCCAGCCCCCGCAUCUCCACGCUGACGGACAGCAGAGAAAAGGAGAGAGAAGCCAGAAGCUCCUCGAGUUCACUGGGGCUGCGGAGGCCGGGCAGCACUAGCGACCUUGAAGAGAAGGAGAACAGAGAGUCGGCUGCUAACCUGGUGUGCAGUGGCUCCCAGCCCCGGCAGCCCUGGAGGGACGCAGCCAAGGGGAGCGAGGCCCCGCAGACGGCCGCUCCCUCCACCUACGUGUCGACCUUCCUGAAAAGGACCCCUCACAGGUCCCAGGCCGACUCCACGGCAGAGAGAGCCGACGGCAUCGCCUGCAGCAGCCCGCUCUGUGUGAUCACGAACCGCCCCCCGCCCAGCACUGUCCGCGGGGCUCCAGCUGCCGCGCCGCUCUGCGCCCCUGGCCCUGAGCCCUCUGCGGAAGCCGGGCAGAGGAGGAGGUCGUAUCUGACUCCUGUCCGGGACGAGGAAGCAGAGUCCUUACGGAGGGCACGCUCCAGGCAGGCUCGGCAGACUCGAAGGUCUACCCAAGGCGUCACCCUCACGGACCUUCAGGAAGCGGAGAGGACGUUCAGCCGGUCGAGGGUAGAGCAUCAGGCUCAGGAGCAGCCCAGCCUGAAGCCCGUGGGUCCCGGAGUACUUGAGGGCGGCCCCCGGAAGCACGAGCCCUUGGCGGCCCCUGCCCAGGAAGCCGGGGAGAGCCACCAGCCCUGGGGCCGGAGCCCGGAGGGAGAGCGUCCAGGUCAGCCCGAGCAGCCCACGGCGCCGGCGUCCCCUUCCGCCCCGAGACCCUCGCUCUACACCAGCUCCUACCUGCUCCGGACGGGUGGGUCCUCUGCACCUGCCGCCCAGAGCUCAGAGCCCCCCGCAGGCACUCCCGGGACGCGGGACAUGGACAGAAACGAGGGCGGAGAAGCAGAGCCGGGCGACCAGUCCUCCGGCAGGAUGUCCGUCCGAGAGAGGAGGCGGCCCCGGGAGCGCCGGCGGGGCACGGGCAUCAACUUCUGGACGAAGGACGAAGAUGAAACGGAAGUCCCGGAAGAGGUGAAGAAAGCGUGGCGUGAGCGACUCUCCAGGCUGGAAUCUGGAGGCAGCGACGCGUCCACUGAGCGGGCCUCAGCCAGAGCCCGCCGGGAGGCCCGCGAGGCCCGCCUGGCCACCCUGAGCAGCCGCGCGGAGGAGGACGGCGGCAGGGGCUACAGGAAGCUCUACGAGAGCGCCCUGACCGAGAACCAGAAGCUGAAGACAAAACUUCAGGAGGCCCAGCUCGAGCUGGCGGACGUGAAGUCCAGGCUUGAGAAGAUGGCCCAGAAGCAAGACAAGACACCGGACCGGUCGUCGGCCCUGGAGACGGAGAAGAGGGAGAGGCGGGCCCUGGAGCGGAAGAUGUCGGAGAUGGAAGAGGAAGUGAAGGUCCUGACGGAGCUGAAGUCCGACAACCAGAGGCUGAAAGACGAAAACGGCGCCCUCAUCAGGGUCAUCAGCAAGCUGUCCAAGUAGGCCAGGCCCCGGGCUGCUGGGGACGGCCCGUGUCUGCACCCGCCGGCCGAGCUGGGGCCUGCCUCUGGCCGCCAGCCGCCCAGCCCCCCCACCCCGGCUCAGACAGUUCCCAUCAAGGCACCGCAGCGACCCUCAGCCGGCUGGGCAUCCAGAGGCGGCUCGGGGUUGCCAGGCCCGCCUCGGACCCGGCCUCCCGCUGCCCGGCCGCUCGCCCCUGCCACCCAGGAGCCGACUCUCCUCUGAGCCCACACGGCGAUGCUGGCGGCGGCAGCUCUUCUGGCUGUGGCAGCACCUGCCCCGAGCUCGGGCGGCCUGGCUCAUCCCCGAGUCGGUGCUGUUACAGUCCGUCCUUGGUGCCCCCGCUGCGCGUGCCCGGGGCGUAGAUGCUGGACAGUCCCCAAGCCCCGCAGUCUGUCCAGGCGCUCACGCCACGAAGCCGGGCCGGGCUCUCAGCGCGCCUGUCCCCCCAUCACAGUUUCUUCACGAGAAAACCUGGGCUCUGAGCACCCCACCUGCCUCGCUCCCUCAACCCGAUUUCCUGUCCUGAGAGAAGCAACACCUUCGUGAGGGCUUCUGAGGGGCGCGGGGCGGGCUGCUGGAGGCGGGCUGCUGGAGGCGGGCUCGCUGGAGGCGGGCGUGAGUGGGGCCCACGAGGAGACCGGCCUCAAGGACGCUGACUUGGCGACUCUGGGCGUGUGUGGGGAGAGGCGCUCGCUCGCUUAGGAGCAGGAGGAGCCCAGGCUCCGGCAGGGCCAGGGCCCCCCUCCACAGCCGUGUCCAGGGACCCCACCCCGGGUCAGGGAGCUUUGGGGGUUGUACCUUGAUCACUUGCAAGCUGGGAGACGCUGAUAACCAGAAAGGUUCCGGGUGGGAGCAGAGGUCUUCUUGAGGCCCCCCGUCACGUGCUAGCCCUGCCGUGUGUGGUUAGGGACCCGAGGCACCAGCGGCUCCCUGGCCCAGAGCUCAGUCCCCACGUGGCCGGCUCCCUGCUCGUCCCAGCGUGGCCGCCUCCCUGGACAGAAGCCUGGAUGAACCGCCCCCUCAGUCCAGGGCAGAGUUGGGUCCUGAGUCCUUGGUGAUGCCUUGGUGUUAAUACUGAGGCCCGUGCUUUCUGUCAGAGUUCCGUCCCUCGGCUGGUGUGAGCGUGCAGGUCAGCUUUGGGGCUGCUGUUGACGUCUGGUGUGUAGCUGUCAGCAAACACUACCUCUGUCUGAGAAAAUGGCAGAGUGCUCCAGCUCCUCCGUGGCCCUCAGAAGCUCCCCGUGCUCCUUAACCCAGAGCUUUCGAUCACAGUCCCGGCUCCAGACAGGAGGUCUGUCUCCUGGGGAAAAACCACAUUCUCAGGGCGGGCAGACCCUUCCCCGUGCGCACGAUGGGGAGGGGUCUGACAGUGGGGACAGGCGGGCCGGGAACGUCAGAGGAACCUCCAGUCUUCAAUGCACCAGCCCUUUGUUCUGGAGGACCCACAGGGGCCCUAGACCCUGACCCCCAGUACCGGGCUGGCACGGCCCUGCCUCUUUUUCAGAAGAAGGAGGCUGAGUGUGAGGGGUCACCCCACCCUUCUCACAGCGGGCAGAGGAGAUCCGGCUGUGCCUUCUUGCGGGCACCUCCCGCAGCCCUCGUGUGUCCGACAGGCCCCAGCUCAGGAGGGUGGGCCCUGUGGCCGGAGCCGCAGUCUCAGGCACGGCCUCACGCAGCUCAUUCUGUAGGGGACCCUAAAUCUGGUCUCUUUCUGGGCCUUGUGGGUUGUAAGGUGGUGGCCAAGGCCUCCUUGCUGCCCCUGGGACUCCAACCCGUUACCACGGCGCCUGAGUGGGAGGUCGGCGCCUGGGAGGGUCCUUGUCAGGGGCGGUUUGCAGUUUUCCAGGGAGGCUGCUCGUCUGGGCCUGACGACCAGGCCUCCAGCUGCAGCCUGGCCCCUUCGCCACCCUGUCCCCGAGGCCGCUGCUCCCGGAUGCGAGGAUUGGGCCUCCAUCUCCCCUCCCCCACAGGGCGCUGGCUUCCCCGGCCCCCACCCCCGCCUGACUGUGUGAUCUGCCCAGACGGACAGACAGACGUCAGGGUUUCAGCCAGGCUGCUGGCACGGGAGCCUGACGGGGUGGGCGCUGCUGUGGGUGUGAGGCAGUGGAGACAGUACGGAGAGGCUUCCCAGGGCCCCAGCCCGCGUGCCUCCAAGGGGGAGCCUCAAGACUUCACAGCUGAGCCAGCAGGGAGGGCCCAGCUCCAGCCGGCAGGGGAGCCCCUGGCACCCCGCCUCUGGACGGGGCGGGCAUAGGCGGUCCUCCCGGUCAGGGCCAGUACCGAGCGCUGUCCCCAUGCUGAGCUUCGGGGCAGGUGUCGGCACCUGGGGGUGAGUCCUCGGGCACUGUGAGAAGGCAGGGGUGCAACAGGAGGAAGCAGCUGGAAGGACAGGGUCGGUGGUUGGGCCCCGGGCCCGCGCCCACCCUGGGCAGCCGUGCUGCCGUCUGAAGGGGCUGGAGUGGCCUGGGUCGGGUCUCUAGACUGAGAGUCCGUGGUUUUUUGAUUCCUAAGGAGACCAGAUAGUUCUCGCAGUCCGAUUCUGCUCAUUCUAACUUCAUAAAUCCAUGUUUUCUUCUCCAUUCAAACUGUUGAAGCGUGUGUCUAAGCGGGAGAGUGAAUUCAGCGUGGAGGGCAGGCCCCCCUGGUGGCCGGGUGAGCCUCUGGACAAGCGGCCCUCCCAGGAGGUGGUGCGGCCCCUGGUGGUCUCGAGCUGUGCUUCUGCCCAGCGGCCGCCCCGUCUUAGCUCUGCCUUAGGCCUGCAGAGGACCGUCUUGGAUGGGAACCAGCCUCAGUCCUGGGGGGCCGUCGGGGCUGUCCCGGGCCGAGGCAGGUCCCUGCCCGGAGCAGGGCUGCAGGACGGAGCUUGCGGGCCCCUCAAGGACUGCGCCUGUCACCCGUGCUGACUCCCUGGGGCCCGGGAGCUGUCAGCGUUGCGGCUCCUGGGGAGUGAGCAGGCUCUGGGGCGAAGAAAGGCCAGAUGGAGGCGGCGCCGCCUUCCGGGAGGCCAGGCUAGGCAGCAGGCUGGGGAGAAGCCGCUGAGAGUCUGGUGCCCCUGAGGGGUGCCGCGCUCGGGGGUCACUCUUGCCUCCAGCCUGCGUGCAGUGUGCUCGCUGCUUGGAGACGGCACAGCCUCACCCUGGCUUCAUCCGGGGGCUCUGUUAACUCACGUCUCUGCCCCCCGCCGCCCUGCUCCUCUCGGGCCACUCCGGUUCCUCUGCUGGCUGUCCUGACGGGGACUCCAGAGUGAUCUCUGCCUUGGGUGGCCCCUUAAGGUGGCUUUAGGAUUCCACCUUCAGGAUGCCAUUCCAGAACAGACACGCCUUCCGCCCUUCCGAACGCUCAGUCUUUGCUUUUCUCACUUGGAGCCCAUGGUGCUCAGAGGAGGGAGGGGUUUCCACGAGUCGCCCCAACUUGCAAAGCCCCCUGCUGUGCACCUGCCUGGCAGGGCCCUGGGGGCAGCCCUGCUUCCAGCUGGAUGCACCUCAGUGGUUUUGGGUGCGGGCGGAGCUCCAAGCUCUGCCCUGCCCCCUUGCCUCCACCCCACCUGCCUCCUGGGCUAGAGGACUGGCCUCGAGCCAGGCCCCCUGGAGGUGGGCUGCAGGGGCAGGGCCUCUGAGCCCCCCAAAAGGCCGACUGUCCGGUCAGGAGGGGAGACUGUCCCCCAGCCCGCCGUGAGGGGCUCAGCCUCAGGUUGUGACUCUGGUCCCCGUCCCCCAGUCUCCUGCCGCAGCCUUGGCUGGCUGGGUGGAGAGCACACGUGAGAAGCUCCCCAGGGUCCCCACGCCCCCGCCCGUCACCUCACACCCCCCCCACACACACCCCUGACUCCCCUCCGAGACAGCACCUCUGUGUACACACACCAGGGGGCGGGGUUCAGGGAGGAGCCCGGAUGCACUUCGUGAGCUGAAUGUAUUUUUAUGCAACUUCUGAGUGGCCUUUCAACCCUGAGGUGAAUGGUUUUGUUUUACUGGUUGUUGUUAUGUAGUAUUAUGAAGUAUUCUGUGUUUGGAAGUUUGGGAAUAAUAAUAUUCACGUCUGUAUGAUGCCUGUAAACACAACAGUAUUUAUAAAUGAGUAAAUUAAAUUGUGUUUUAACUUUG
Capra hircus (goat) is the source of this 7160-nucleotide messenger RNA. It is a transcript of the gene PPP1R12B, whose product is annotated as protein phosphatase 1 regulatory subunit 12B. Bases 88 to 3039 code for a protein of 983 amino acids. The record is from RefSeq and is a predicted model, not a curated record. NCBI's taxonomy places the organism in Eukaryota, Metazoa, Chordata, Mammalia, Artiodactyla, Bovidae. Gene Ontology annotation, biological process: signal transduction. The transcript is spliced from 24 exons. Gene Ontology annotation, molecular function: protein kinase binding; phosphatase regulator activity; enzyme inhibitor activity. Gene Ontology annotation, cellular component: A band; Z disc; cytoplasm.